Messenger RNA from Arvicola amphibius (Eurasian water vole), 1778 nucleotides. It is a transcript of the gene Mbd2, whose product is annotated as methyl-CpG binding domain protein 2. The record is from RefSeq and is a predicted model, not a curated record. Gene Ontology annotation, molecular function: DNA binding. Lineage: Eukaryota; Metazoa; Chordata; Mammalia; Rodentia; Cricetidae. Bases 42 to 1280 code for a protein of 412 amino acids. The transcript is spliced from 7 exons.
GGUUACGGAAGGAGCGCAGAGCCGGCUGGGGAGGGGGCUGGAUGCGCGCGCACCCGGGGGGAGGCCGCUGCUGCCCGGAGCAGGAGGAGGGGGAGAGCGCGGCGGGCGGCAGCGGCGCUGGCGGCGACUCCGCCAUAGAGCAGGGGGGCCAGGGCAGCGCGCUCGCUCCGUCCCCGGUGAGCGGCGUGCGCAGGGAAGGCGCUCGGGGCGGCGGCCGUGGCCGGGGGCGGUGGAAGCAGGCGGCCCGGGGCGGCGGCGUCUGUGGCCGUGGCCGUGGCCGUGGCCGGGGUCGGGGCCGUGGCCGGGGCCGGGGCCGGGGCCGCGGCCGUCCCCAGAGUGGCGGCAGCGGCCUUGGCGGCGACGGCGGCGCGGGCGGCUGCGGCGUCGGCAGCGGUGGCGGCGUCGCCCCCCGGCGGGAGCCUGUCCCUUUCCCGUCGGGGAGCGCGGGGCCGGGGCCCAGGGGACCCCGGGCCACGGAAAGCGGGAAGAGGAUGGAUUGCCCGGCCCUCCCCCCCGGAUGGAAGAAGGAGGAAGUGAUCCGAAAAUCAGGGCUCAGUGCUGGCAAGAGCGAUGUCUACUACUUCAGUCCGAGUGGUAAGAAGUUCAGAAGUAAGCCUCAGCUGGCAAGGUAUCUGGGAAAUGCCGUUGACCUCAGCAGUUUUGACUUCAGAACUGGCAAGAUGAUGCCUAGUAAAUUACAGAAGAACAAGCAGAGACUACGGAAUGAUCCUCUGAAUCAGAACAAGGGUAAACCAGACUUGAACACAACAUUGCCAAUUAGACAAACUGCAUCAAUUUUCAAGCAACCAGUCACCAAAGUCACAAACCACCCCAACAAUAAAGUGAAGUCAGACCCACAACGGAUGAAUGAACAACCACGUCAGCUUUUCUGGGAGAAGAGACUGCAAGGACUUAGUGCAUCAGAUGUAACAGAACAAAUUAUAAAAACCAUGGAGCUACCCAAAGGCCUUCAAGGAGUCGGUCCGGGUAGUAAUGACGAGACCCUUCUGUCUGCUGUGGCCAGUGCUUUGCACACAAGCUCUGCACCAAUCACAGGACAAGUCUCUGCAGCCGUGGAAAAGAACCCUGCUGUAUGGCUUAACACAUCCCAACCCCUCUGCAAAGCUUUCAUUGUCACAGAUGAAGACAUUAGGAAACAGGAAGAGCGAGUCCAACAAGUACGCAAGAAAUUGGAAGAAGCACUGAUGGCGGACAUCCUGUCCCGGGCUGCUGACACGGAGGAGGUAGACAUCGAUAUGGACAGUGGAGAUGACGCUUAAGAAUAUGAGCAGGUCAGCAAACACAGGUAACUUUCGACUGACCUUCCCCAAGAGCAAAUUGCUAGAAACGGAAUGAAAACAUUUCCACCGGGUUCCGCCUGUAAGAAAACAGUGUACCUGAGCACACAGAGCUUUUUAAUAGCACUAACCAAUGCCUUUCUAGAUGUAUUUUUGAUGUAUAUAUCUAUUAUUCCAAAUGAUGUUUAUUUUGAGUCCUAGGACUUAAAAUUAGUCUUUUAUAAUAGCACGCAGGACCCUUAAAAUGAAGUGGAGCUUCUGAUGCCAGGUGCAAUCUACUGGAAAUGUAGCACUUACAUGAGAUAUUUGUUUCCCCCACAGUUUUAAUAUAAACAGAUCAGGAGUACCAAAUAAGUUUCCCAAUUAAAGAUUAUUAUGACUUCACUGUAUAUAAGCAGAUUUUUAUACUUUAUUGAAAGAAGAUACCUGUACAUUCUUCCAUCAUCACUGUAAAGACAAAUAAAUGAUUAUAUUCACAGA